This is a messenger RNA of Adineta ricciae, 852 nucleotides long. Lineage: Eukaryota; Metazoa; Rotifera; Eurotatoria; Adinetida; Adinetidae. The record is from the annotation of a GenBank genome assembly.
AUGAUUGGUAUUCCUGUCAAUCCAAAUUCAGUUUAUAUUCCUGUAGUACAAACUGGAUGUUUAAAAUUCGAAUUUGAUUCGACUUAUCCAGUUCAUCUAAAUGGCAUCAUAAGUCAAGGUGAAUAUAACGAAUCUAUUCAAAGAAUCAAUCGAUCCAUAUCAUCGACUCGACUCUUAUGGUUAAUCAGUCUUAUUUUUAUCGUUACUAUGAUAGUUGGCAUUAUAUUGUUCAUUGUUGGUGGUGUCACUGCAACUCAUUAUGAUUCAUAUAGAUUUCCACCAAUGAUCGCAAUUGGUAUGGCUUUAACGGUAAUUGGAUCAUUCAUUUUUGGAAUUGGAUGCUGCAGCAUACGAUUUCGACGAUUAAAUAAAAUGCGACGAGCUGUGGCCGACGAAUCAAGAAAAUAUUCAUCCCAUUCACAAACACCAUGCAGUUGGAGAUUGGAUACAACGACUACUUAUACUGGAUAUUAUGGAAAUCAACAUAGACAUCAGGUCACUUAUCAUAUCGUCAUCGAUAUUGGUCGUUCUGUCGAUCCCAACAGCGUGGUGUAUUUUCAUAAUCAGGUCGCUCCCGAUCCAAUGAUAGUUUUCAGUGGACCAAACACCUAUGCACCUCCGCCCNUACUUAUACUGGAUAUUAUGGAAAUCAACAUAGACAUCAGGUCACUUAUCAUAUCGUCAUCGAUAUUGGUCGUUCUGUCGAUCCCAACAGCGUGUGGACCAAACACCUAUGCACCUCCGCCCUAUUUAGGACAACUGAAUAGUUACUGUCCGCAAUGUAAUACAUUACGAAGAGAUUUAACAGGUCAAUUUUGUUCAUCAUGCGGUUACUCCUUUCAUAAAUAUUGA